AUGGAUUCGAGAGGUAAAGAGGCGGUCGGGAAUGUGCAGCGGGCGGUUGUGGAGGACACCAAAGUUGUUUUGAAAGCUACAGACGAGCGGAUUCUGUGGGACGAAAAGCAAUCCCGGGCUGUCGUACGCAAGUUUGACUUACGGUUGCUAAGUCUUUUCACCGUCAUUAACCUGUUCAGCUUCAUCGAUCGAGUUAAUAUUGGUAAUGCGCGUUUACUGGGGCUAGAGAAGGAUCUGGGAUUGUCCGGGCUGCGCUUCAACAUUGCGCUGAUGUGCCUUUUCGUGUCGUAUUGUGUUGUGGAGUUACCUUCAAACAUUCUGUGUAAAAUCGUCGGGGGACAUAUCUAUAUCCCUACGCUUGUGGUUUGCUUCGGCAUCAUUACGAUGCUCACUUCGCUGGUGGAGCAGAAAGGCGGCCUGUACGCCUGUCGCUUCCUCCUGGGAGUCUUUGAGGGCGGUAUAUCCCCAGGAUUGGUCGUUAUGUUGGCCUUAUUCUACCGCCGGCAUGAAUUGGGUGUCCGAACAAGCAUCUAUAUCUCUGCAUCUUCAGCAAGUGGUGCUUUCGGUGGUCUUUUAGCGAUUGGACUGUCCAGGAUCCCUGACUGGGGUCUCAUUCAUACAUGGAGAAACAUUUUCUUUUUCGAGGGCCUAGUGUCCGUAAUUCUUGCGGUCGUCGCGUUUAUUUCCAUUCCGAGUGGCCCAGAAACCGCGCGAUUCUUAACAGAAUCUCAAAAGCAAGUGGCAGUGGAUAGAAUGCGGAUUGACUCUGCUGGAACGACUGAACAUUCGCGGACUACGUUUCGCCAUGUUGUCCAGGGUCUGACAACACCGCCUAUAGUUUUCUGCGCCUUAGGGUUCUUCUUUGGAAACACCUGCGCUCAAUCCUUCUCACUGUUUUCGCCUUCUAUCAUUAGCGCCAUGGGUUAUACCAAGGAGCUGGCUCAGCUAUUAUCAGUUGGACCUUACGCUGCCGCUUGUGUGAUAUCCAUUGUGGUCGGCUACGUCUCCGACCGUUAUCAUAGCCGUGGCUGGGUGAUCUUCGCCACCGUUCCGUUCGGGAUCGCUGGCAUGGGCAUGCUCGAAUUCCUCCCAACUUCCAUGCCGGGUGCGAAGUACGGAGCCUUGUACCUUGCUGCACCGGGCAUCUAUGCCUUUCUGCCUCUCUGGCUCGCGUGGGCUGUGAAUAAUGCCGCAACGCCGACCGUGAAAGCGGCCUCGGCGGGUUUAGUCUUCACCGUCGGGUCGCUCGGCGGAAUUCUCGCACCCUGUGUCUAUUUGCCUGGAGAUGCGCCGAACUACCACGCGGGUCAUGCAAUCAUGUUUGCCUUUCUAUUUGGGAGCUGGGUGAUAUGUAUUGGCAUGAUAAUAUAUAUCAAAUGGGAGAACCGGGCCAGAGAAAUGGGAAAGCGGGAUAAUGUGCUGGAAGGAUUGGGGCUUGAGGAGCAAUUGGAGCUGAGUAGUCGACAUCCAGCAUUUCGUUAUGCUGUCUAG
This is a messenger RNA of Aspergillus oryzae RIB40, 1491 nucleotides long. RefSeq lists its product as uncharacterized. Gene Ontology annotation, cellular component: membrane. The transcript has 5 exons. Bases 1 to 1491 code for a protein of 496 amino acids. Gene Ontology annotation, biological process: transmembrane transport. Gene Ontology annotation, molecular function: transmembrane transporter activity. The record is from RefSeq and is a predicted model, not a curated record. Lineage: Eukaryota; Fungi; Ascomycota; Eurotiomycetes; Eurotiales; Aspergillaceae.